UUUCCUUUUUUUGGUACACAAUGUUUUUGUCACUUUCACCAACUAACCUGAAAGAUAAGCGUGGGGAAGCAUAUUCUGUUUUAGGAGUGGUUUUUUUCGUUUAUUUGUUGGUUAUCUUCUCGAUGAAUGCGGUUUCUAGAGAGAUUUUCGCUGGGUUUUUAGCCACGACUUGCUCCAUAGUUGUCUAUACUUCAUCACUAAUCUCGGUGAUCAAAACAAAAGAGGUGAAAUUGACGACUUCGUUUUUGAUGUUCUUGAACGGGGCCUUCUGGUUUGCCUUCGGAUUACUUAAGCAAGACCUUUUUUUUGUUGUAUCAAAUGGAUUUGGGUGUGGAGUGGGAGCACUACAAAUGUACUUCAUUUAUCGAAAUAACAAAGGUGAAACCAUAAAUCAAAAGGAAAAAGGAAAGAGGAAGGCCAAGAUUGCAUGAAUGAAUCCUCUCGAAUCUAUCAUCAAAAUUCAAAAUAACUUCUAGUGAAAUUAAAUUUAAAUUAAUGAAAUACUAGUAUUUAGUUUGGACUU
Messenger RNA from Erythranthe guttata (spotted monkey flower), 523 nucleotides. Lineage: Eukaryota; Viridiplantae; Streptophyta; Magnoliopsida; Lamiales; Phrymaceae. The record is from RefSeq and is a predicted model, not a curated record.